ACUCAAAGUGGACUUUUAGUGAUCAUGUGCCUUUAAGGACUGCAUCAGCCAACGGGAAAUGUUUUUUUUUUUUUUUUCAAAUCAGUUACAUACAUAGCGAGGUGAUGUAUUUAGUGCUGCAUCGGGAUUAUGGUUUGAUUCAAAGAAGGCAGUGAAAUGAUAACCGGAUGCUUUAGCCAUUAGAUUGUGAAUUGCAGCUAGCUAGUAACAGACAAAGCUGGAUGUUCACCGUACUGCACUGCUAGCUAAGCUAGCUAGCAUACUAGCACAUCUGACCGCUUAGCAUUUUUCUGUCUCCUGUCUCAGAAGUGUGGUACUAAGAAUACUUUAUAUUCUAAUGCGUCCCACAUUUCUGCCUUUUUUUUUUUGUAAAUUUGUAAAUAAGUACAUGGAAUUAGCAUCACUCUUAGCUUUUGCUAACUACAGCUAAUGAGAAAUGGUUCUUGUUGACUAGCCGAAAGGCAUUAUGUAUUCAUUGGCGUGUAAAGUUCAUAUCUUACUAUGGCAACGCUAGAGAGGUUGAUAUUUUUUUUAACAGUCAGUGAGAUAACUAAAUGGCUGCUGCUGCUGCUGCUGCUGUAAAUGCUUGAGUAAGUGCUCUCUGCUUAGCAGGACAGACUUGCCCUGUUGAAACUCUUGAGGUUUUCCCAGUAGCAGAGGUAAAAUGAAUGGUAAAGUCAUUCCUCACACCCCCAUAGCUGUGGACUGCUGGCAGCUUCGAAAGUGCAGCCACGUCCGGCUUUUCUUCCUCUCACACAUGCACUCAGAUCACACAUCAGGCCUCACAUCCACCUGGAGCCAUCGACCCAUAUACUGCUCUCCUCUCACUGCCAAGCUCCUCAGACUCAAACUGCAGGUGAAUGAAAAAUGGAUCCGGCCUCUGGAGGUUGGGGAGCCACACAUGUUGCCCCUGGAUGACAUUGGGAAGGAAAAAUUGACCGUUACCCUUAUUGAUGCCAAUCACUGUCCUGGGGCUGUUAUGUUUUUUUUCGAGGGCUACUUUGGCACUAUUCUUUACACCGGUGACUUUCGGUACACUCCAUCAAUGCUGCGUGAGCCGUGUCUUAGGAAUAAUACCACUAUUGAUGUGCUUUAUUUGGACAACACUAACUGUGACCCCACACGUUCAAUUCCUACUCGCCAGCGAGCCUGUCAGCAGAUGAAGGAGAUCAUACGAGGCCAUCCAAACUACACUGUGGUCAUCGGCAUGUAUGCUCUGGGGAAAGAGUCUCUGCUCGUACAGUUGGCGCUGGAGUUUAAGACCUGGGUGGAGGUAGAUGUGGAGCGUCUGGAGACCCUACGGGUGCUGGAGCUGCCUGAUGUGUUCAGCACAGAGCCAGGCUCGGGGCGGCUCCGUGCCGUUGCUCAGUCCGAGGUCACUGCGUCCAACCUGCUCGCCUGGAAUAAGGAGCGGCCUACCAUCGCCAUACUGCCCACCAGCCGCCCUGUGGUCUCCUGCCACCCUAACGUCCAUGUCGUGCCCUACUCAGACCACUCCUCCUACCAGGAGCUGGAGGACUUUGUUUCAGCUUUGCGUCCUGUGUCACUGGUGCCGAUUGUGGGCAGCUGCAUGCCGAACUUCUCUCUUCUAUGCCAACGCAGGAAGCGACAUGAGGUGGUGAUACCCGAGUCAGUACAGCACUACAUGAGGGCAAAACCUAAUGUUCAGCCUUUUACUUUCAGAAGAAACUUUCUUCAUCGUUCUUUGCACACAGUGCCUCGAGGGGUUGUGUUCGAAUCACCUGGAAAGAGUCCCAGACUCCCUAGCCAUAAUGAUGAUGAAGAUUCAGAUGCUAUGGAGGCAGAAGAUGAUGUAGCAGAAGUCGAUUCUGAACUGGAUGGAGACUCCGAUUGCAUUCUGUUAGACAUGAGCACAGACCUCACACAUGACAAGAGUCUAAAUCUGAUUCGGAUUACAUCAGAGGAUGCAACUACAGUUGACAGUUUCCCUCUAGACGAGACUGAUUCCCUCAUUGCCCUUGAAGGAUCAAGGUCACCUAAUAUUAAUAGCACAAGCAAAACCACAGCUUCACCCUGUGAUAGUGUUACGGCAGUGACCCAUAACAAAAAUCCCAGGAAGAGGAGCCCCCAAACGGGAAUCAUUAACUCCAGAGUGAUGUGUUCAUCAAUGGACAGCAUUAGUCUCCAUGACAGCAGCUGUGUAAUGGCUUUAGCAGCUUUAACACCAUCUGAAACACAUCCUGAUUCAUCUGAUGCAUUUGAUACAGUCGAGAGAGAGAAGACAGAGCAGUGGCUACUCAACAACUUCACUAUUCCAGAGGAAGAAUUCGCAUGUCAAUACGGAGUCAUUCAAGGUCUGCACGAGGUGUAUCCACUCACGCCAAUCAAUAUGCCAAAAGCUGAGGGUGAUCCAUUUGAGGCUGCAAUACAGAGAUUUAAAUCCAAAUAGGUAUCUAAAACAUUUAGGACAUUCAAAAACCAAGACAUAUACUGUUCAUCAUCAUUGCAAGUAACAGAAAAGGUCAAAUAGUGAAUAAGAUAUUAAUAGUGAAAAAUGAAGUUGAAAAGUCUCCUUGUUUGAAUGUGAUGUAAAUGUAUUCUAAUACUUAUACUCACUGUUUGCCUUCUUCGAAUCAGAUCUGAAGAAAGCUAGGGUGGCAGAACUUCUUUCUUCUGCCUUAAUCUAAGCCUUUGUGUUGAUUUGCCACAAUAAUAACCACUACACUCUCUAAAGCUCUCCAAUACAACUUGCUUAAUAUACAACAAUUUUUUACAUGUAGUGUUAAAAACUCUUCUCUGGUGUGUUCAGUAUUUUUCAGCUUAUUAUGGUGUAGCAUAAUGUAGCACUGUUUUAGACCAUGUUCUUUCCUACUGCAACAUCAUGUUUCAAGUUCUUACUGUACAUCAAACUAAAUCCAUUAUGUGUCUCGUUAUUGUGCCUAGGUGGGUGUUAACUGAUUGUCUUUUCAACAGUAUGGAAACCAUUAAGGUAUUAAAAUGUUAAGAAUGAAAAUAAUUUUACACUUUUGCCACUUUAUAUGUUAGUUAUAUAGUUUUGAAAUUGUACACAGAACGUUUUUGCAAAAACCUCAAAUGGAAGUGUAAUAAAAGGUCAGAAGGUACAAAAGGUCUUA
This is a messenger RNA of Pangasianodon hypophthalmus (striped catfish), 3095 nucleotides long. RefSeq names its product DNA cross-link repair 1B (gene dclre1b). The record is from RefSeq and is a predicted model, not a curated record. The transcript has 4 exons. Gene Ontology annotation, molecular function: damaged DNA binding; 5'-3' DNA exonuclease activity. NCBI's taxonomy places the organism in Eukaryota, Metazoa, Chordata, Actinopteri, Siluriformes, Pangasiidae. Gene Ontology annotation, biological process: interstrand cross-link repair; protection from non-homologous end joining at telomere; double-strand break repair via nonhomologous end joining. The coding region runs from base 665 to 2410 and encodes 581 amino acids.